Notothenia coriiceps (black rockcod) is the source of this 568-nucleotide messenger RNA. Its product is annotated as dispanin subfamily A member 2b-like. The record is from RefSeq and is a predicted model, not a curated record. The annotation marks the transcript as partial. Gene Ontology annotation, cellular component: plasma membrane. NCBI's taxonomy places the organism in Eukaryota, Metazoa, Chordata, Actinopteri, Perciformes, Nototheniidae. The transcript is spliced from 2 exons.
GGAGUAUCUACAGUGGUUCAGUACACAACUGUGAGCGUCCCCCCUGAGCCCCCCAAGGACCACAUCAUCUGGUCCCUCUGCUGCUUUCUCUACUCGAACCCCUUCUGCCUCGGACUGGCGGCCCUCAUCUACUCCAUCAAGGCCAGAGACCGGAAGGUGGUUGGAGACAUGGAAGGAGCCCGACACUACGGCUCCACCGCUCAGUGGCUCAACAUCUCAGCCACUGUCCUGGGUUCCAUCAUGAUCGUUAUUUCCAUUAUUACCAUCUGUACCCUCUCUGUACAGGCAAGCUAUGCAUACCACCACUACUACUCAUACGAUAAUAGCUAUAGAGGUUGAAUUUGAAAGGGCAGAGUGUUUUCUGCAGCAGUGGCUUGGUGAUACUUCUCUUUAUCUGCUUUGCGGUUAUGGCUUCUGUUUUAAACGUUUUACUUAUGUAUUCAAGCAAAAUGUUUUUGUUUUUUUUACAAAAUGUAACUUAAACUUAAAUGGAACUCAUGUAUGUUUCCAUAAUGACAAUUUGUAGUAAUUCUUGCAAGACUUACCUAAUAAAUUCUAAUUCACUGUC